Molecule: messenger RNA, 728 nt
Organism: Cryphonectria parasitica EP155
Lineage: Eukaryota; Fungi; Ascomycota; Sordariomycetes; Diaporthales; Cryphonectriaceae
Exons: 3
Coding region: 120-716 (198 amino acids)
Source: RefSeq, a predicted model, not a curated record
UUCUUUUUCUUACACUUUCAGUCCCAUACAGAUACUAGCAAGACCCACAUUAUUUUUUAUCAUCACUCUUUCCGUCAUUAAGGGACAAAAGGAAAUCCAGUCGAGAAAACUCAGCCGCCAUGUUUUACCGCAACACCAAAUGGGCUGAGAGAUAUGCAGCCGGCCAAGCAAACCAAGUUAUGCCAGGCCUAAACAGAACAGGGCGCCGUUGGGACACCGUUUUGAGAUAUGGCCGCGACGACUUCGAAACUGGGUCUGAAUACUUCUGGUUUUACAUGCACUAUCUUGUCAUCACGAUUGGGACCCUCCUUACGCUGGCGUUGAUCAUUCUCAUCAUCGCCAUCUAUGCCCACCCUCCAACGGGUAGACACCCAGAUUGGAGAUUUCUGUUGCUCAGCGUGCUGCCGAGCGUGGCCAUAUUUGUCUGGAUAUGCACCGAUGGCUCGGCCGAGACCUGCAUGAAACCAUGGCCCAAGACGAGGCUGGCGAUCGAGGCGAUCGUCCUCGGGGGCUCGAUAGCUUGCACGUGCCUAUUCGGUGCCUUCUUCGCAAAGGUAUCAAAGGAGGAUUAUUUCGUGCACUGUUAUGCGACUAUGCUUGCAUUCUUGGCUGUUUUGUCUUUCACUCGUAUCAUUCGCAUGAUUGAAAUGAUCCUCAUCGUGCUGGUGAGACCUCGUGCUGAGCGCUCAACGGCAAAUGAGCCUGCUCAGGUUUGAGGGGUUCGCUGU